GUGUAGUCUAAAGAAGCUUUACUUUAAGAUUUUGUUAGGUGAAAUUUGACGACCUCUUAUUUGAAGCAUUGACAAAAUUUGAGUUAAGUUUAAUAGUUUUUUUUACUCCCUAAAACAAGAGGUCAGACCAUCCAAACCUAGGUAGUUGAACUUAAAAUCUGAAACAGUUGUUAACCAAAAAUAUGAGGAACCCAAAUCUUUUUAUCUGUCCACGGGAACAAGGAAACCUCUCGGUCUACGCAUCACGGCCUCAACACAAAACCUGCGAGUCGCCAUCGGGUCAUCUCAGGUCAUUGCCUGGACCAACCAGAAGAAAGAGAAGAAAGCAAACGAGGAAGUAAAAAAAGGUGGAUCUCAAUUGUUUUUAUCUGAGAUAUUUUCCAGCUCCCAUCCGCAGUUGGAGUUGAGCCGCGCAGGAUCAACGACGUCCGCAUUUAUUUCGCACCCAACUCAACUUCAUCAUCGGUCAAGAUUCGGACAUAAUUAUUUUCAAUAUUGUUGACGCUCUCAUUGCCAUAUCGACAGCCUUAAGAUGAAGCCGAAAUCCAUCUUAGUGACGUCAUGGAUGCUUGCGUUCUACCUGUGUGCCUUCCAAACAUUCGUCUCCGUUGCCCUUAGUGAAGAAACCGAUGUGAAACGAUAUACCUACGAGACGGGAAUUCCCAAACAGGAGGCAGCGAUUAAUGAAACGGACGUGAAUGCAGUUGAAAAUCCGGACCCAAACUCUUCUACAGAUCCAAAUUCUGCUACAGAUCCCGGCACAGACUCGGUUAUUACCAAUCCAGACCCAAAUUCGGUUAACAAUCAAGAGACAACCUCGGGUACAAAUCCAGAGACGAAUAAUUCUCCGCCAAUAGACAUCGGCAGCAACAUCUUGACGGGUAUCUCCAUCACAUCUGCUGUCCUAACAAUCCUGGAAGGAAUUGACCGACGAAUCUUGCCUCAGCCGACGACAGCGUUGGACAUUUUAGACAGCGUGAGGCGUUUGGAAGAUCUCAUUCGUCCCAACGACGAAGGCCAAUACAAGAAGGCAGAAGAUACUAUUUCGAGAGCUCUAUACGACAUGGGUGUCAUGAUGGCCGGAGUUGGGCGGCAAGGCACUAUCGAGUCCUCAGCGUUUCAGGAACUGUUGUGGCUGGAACGGGCGCGUCUCAUUGAUGGCAACAUUAUUUUACUCAUGGAAGGCUUACUUGGCCAACCAGUGGCCGGAGCUGAUAUCAUGGAAAAUAUUCAAAACGACUUGAAGUGUGACGCCAUGGAUGUUUCGGAAAAGGUGAGCAGAUAUAACGAUCUCAUCGAAAGUGGAUCGAUUGCCUUUAACCAUUUCGCUAAGCUAGGACAAAUGUCGGAACUGGAAACGGGUCGGAGAAGAGCUGCCUUCAGGCAACGGAAUCUGAGGGUUCAGGCUCGUAACGUAAAGGUGGUAGAAGAAUGUUUCCAGCGGCAAUUAAAUAAAGUCCCAAGCGAAUCCUCAACGUCCGAAGAAGUUGCCCUAAAUGUUGGACAAGCCAUGUCUGAACUUUAUCCAUUGCCGACACGGUGGAUCGUCGCUGCGUACGCGGACGAUGACGGAGUGUCUCGUGGCGCUGUCAAACCGAUGAAGUCUAAACUUUCUGCCGAUUUCAACGUCGUCAUCAACGGCUUUCGCGUGGCAUUGUUCCCGUUCUUGGAUGGCAAAAUGCCAAAAAUGAUUGACGGUCGCCGCGUGGAUCGGUUCUGCAACCUACCCGUGCAAGGCGCUGGACAAAUGCCAAUUUGUGACGUCGGCAGCACCGACGGAGAAUAUGUCUUCGAUGAAAUAAGACGACUCGGCAUCGUUCCUGAUCCUUUUGAUUUGAUUGUUGUCCCUUCCGGUGGCCAACUGAGCGUCACGACUGUUCCGUACGGUAGUUUACCGCCAUUUUUCGCUAAACAGUAUCCCGAUUUCGACAUUGUGGUGUUUUAAUUUAAACAUUUGAUUGAAUCCUGAAAUGUGUUGUUUAGCUAACUUAUUUUUUUGAAUUGUAAUCAACCUUCUGUCUUGUGAUGUAUUUUACCUAUAAAUUG
Molecule: messenger RNA, 2046 nt
Organism: Daphnia pulicaria
Lineage: Eukaryota; Metazoa; Arthropoda; Branchiopoda; Diplostraca; Daphniidae
Exons: 5
Coding region: 533-1945 (470 amino acids)
Source: RefSeq, a predicted model, not a curated record